Geodia barretti is the source of this 1233-nucleotide messenger RNA. The record is from the annotation of a GenBank genome assembly. NCBI's taxonomy places the organism in Eukaryota, Metazoa, Porifera, Demospongiae, Tetractinellida, Geodiidae.
AUGACCGCUUCCACUUCCGCCGGACCCCUGGCCGGCGUCGCAGUUCUGGACCUAACCCAAAUCCUUGCGGGGCCGAUGUGCACAAUGGUGCUGGCCGACAUGGGUGCGGACGUGAUCAAGGUCGAGAAGCCCAACGGCGGCGACGACAACCGGCGGAUGGGGCCUCCCUUCGUCAAGGACUGGUCGGCAGGGUUUCUUGCCGUCAAUCGCAACCAGCGGAGCCUGGCGCUUGAUCUACAGAACGAAGAAGGACGCAAGGUCUUCAAACGGCUGGUUGAAGGUGCGGACGUGGUCGUCGAAAACUUUCGACCCGGCGUCAUGGAGCGGUUGGGCUUGGCGUACGAGGAGCUGAGGAAGAUCAAGCCAGCCUUGGUGUACUGCACCAUCUCGGGAUUCGGCAGCACCGGGCCGGCGCGAAACCGCGGCGGAUUCGACUUGGUGGCGCAGGGUGUCAGCGGGUUGAUGAGCAUCACGGGACAUCCCAACUCGCCGCCGGCCAAGGUUGGCGUGCCCAUCACCGAUCUCACCGCAGGCCUGUAUGGGGCCAACGGGAUCAUGGCGGCCUACAUUCACGCGCUGAGGACCGGGGAGGGCCAGAUGGUAGACACCUCCCUGAUGGAGGCGGGGGUUGCCUACACCGUCUGGGAGUCGUCGGUCUAUUUCGCUGAAGGGGAGAUUCCCGGACCGCUGGGUUCGGCGCACCGGGUCUCGGCGCCGUACCAGGCCCUGCGUACGCGGAACGGCUACCUGAACCUGGGUGCGGCGACGCAGCCGACCUGGGAGCAGCUAUGCCGGGCCAUCGGCCUGGAGGACCUGAUGGAGGACGACCGGUUCCGCAACCCGUGGGACAGGAAGGCCCGGGAGGAGGAACUGGCGGCCCUGCUGGAGGAGACCUUUUCGACCGAUGAUACGGAGCGCUGGCUGGAGCUGCUGGAUGGUGCAGGGGUGGUCGCCGGACCGAUCUACAACAUGGAGCAGGUCUACCAGGACCCCCAGGUGUUGGCCCGGGAGAUGCUGGUCGAAAUGGAAGACCCAGACCUGGGGACGAUACGGAACAUCGGGGUGCCGGUGAAACUCUCAGAGACUCCGGGCAGCAUACGGAGGCGAGCACCGGCGCUUGGGGAGCACUCGGCGGAGAUCCUGCUGGAGUGGGGGUUCGGCCAGAACGAGGUGGACGGCCUGCUGGCUGAUGGCGUCAUCCUGGCGAACCAGGGCAGCGGCAGCCGCCGGUAG